CUUUCGCAUUUGAUACGUGCGCGCUUUUUUCGUCUUUCAAUGAAAACAAAAUUUAUUUACGAACUUAUAUUUUUUGGUUUCUUUUCUAAAAAUUUUUCAUACUAUCCAUUUUUUAAAAUGCAUGAAAAUUUCUGUCAUUGUGUUUGAUGAAUUUUGAUGUUCUAAUUAAAUAAUCAGCGUUCUAGUCAUGCAUCCCUAUAUAUAUAUAUAACUAAUUAAAUAAUUGUUUAUAAUUAUUUGUAUUUUUCUUGUACUUUUAAAAAUGGAAGAAACAUUUGUUCCAAACGAUAGCCAUUCUUCUAGAAAUUUCAGAAACACGAGAUGUGGUAUUUUUAAUUGGUAUCCUCAAUUUCUACAACGAUUUGCAAAUCCCAGGUGGUUUCUAUUAUUUUUUUGUCUCAUAGGAAUUUUACAAGGAGCUUAUUUCACUUAUUUUAUCGGAAUUUUAUCUACAUUGGAAAGGAGAUAUUCUUUUGAUAGUGGAGUUACUGGUAUAAUUUUGAUUGCAGAUAAUUUGAGUCCUGUUUUAUUUGGUGUCUUCGUUGGUUAUUUUGGAAAAUAUAUGCACAGACCUAAACUAGUCACAUUUGGAAUGACAAUAACUGUUUUUAGUUGUUUUCUAAGUUGUUUACCAUGUUUGUUGUUUGGUUCUGAAUUUGAUGUAUCUUCUGGCAAUAAAGAGAGUACUGUAUUAUGUAAUCACAGGGAAAACUCGCAACAUUGUGCCAAAUUAUCUCAAAAUGUGAUUGCUAUUGUAAUUCUGUUUGCUGCUAACUUCUUAAAUGGUUUUGGAUCUAUGUCUUAUUAUACUGUUGGUACACCUUAUAUAGAUGAUAAUGUCAAGAAAAAGAACUCUCCUUUGUAUCUAGGAGCUAUGUUUGCCUUGAGAAUCAUUGGUCCGACUUUAGGAUUCAUGUUGUCGUCGUUCUGUUUGAAGUAUUAUGAAAAUCCAUUCAUUGAUCCUGGUUUUAGCAGAAAUGAUCCAAAAUGGGUUGGAGCUUGGUGGCUAGGUUUCAUCAUUCUUGGAUUAGCUCUAUUCCUUGUUUCAUUUCCUGUUGCAUUUUUUCCUAAGCGCAUGAACAAUAACUCAUCCUCAAAUGAAGAUGAUAAUUCAUUUGAAACAUCUAUUUCUGAUUUGUAUCUUUCAUUGAAAAAAUUGAUAUCAAACCCAAUUCUUAUGUUCCAUACUCUGAGUAUUGUUUUCCAAAUAAAUGGAUUAUUUGGCUAUUUUGUAUACAUGCCAAAAUAUAUGGAAAGUCAGUAUCAGAAAACUGCAUCAUCGGCUAGUUUUUUUUCAGGUACUAUUACCAUGAUUGCUAUGGUGAUUGGAGUAUUUUUAGGUGGUUAUUGCAUCCAUAAAAUCAAACCAAGAGCUCGUUUUCUGAUUGGAUAUAUGUUAUUCAUUGAAAUAUUUGCUGGAGCAGUACUUUUAUCUGCUACUUUUAUGGGCUGUGAAUCAAAACAAAUGCUGAAAACUGAUUCUUCUUUAUUAUCACCAGAAUUGCUAAAAUGUAGUCAAAAUUGCAACUGUAGCAAUCAUGAUUUUCAGCCUAUAUGUGAUAUUAAUGAUAUUGUUCAUUUUUCACCUUGCUCAGCUGGAUGUCAGAAUUACAGUAUUUUUGAAAACCGAAAAAGAUUUCAUGAAUGUUCUUGCAUCUCACCUGUAAAACAAACAACGAAUUUUUCUGCAACUAGUGGAUUUUGUUCAGUAGAAUGUGACAUGUUCCUGCCUUACCUCACUAUUGUUACAGUUGCAAAAAUGCUUUCUGCAACAGCUCGUGUUGGAAAUGUUAUUGUAACUCUUAGAUGUGUUGAUGAAAAAGAUAAAACACUUGCACUUGGAGCUGUUGAGUUUAUGAUAUCUAUCUUUGCUACAAUACCAUAUCCUCUCUUGUAUGGCUUUGUUAUCAAUAAAGCAUGUGUCCUGUGGGAUGAAUCCUGUGGACAUCGAGGAAAUUGCUGGCUGUAUGAUAAUAAUUUGUUUCGACAAUAUCUGCAUAGCUUGUCUUCUGGAUUUAUAUUUUUGGCUAUUAUUUGUGAUUUUGUUGUGUUCAUAAUGAGCUCCAAAAUAUCAAAUAUGUAUGGUAUAAAUACUAAACCUGUAGAAAAUCUUGAAGUGCAAGAUACAAACCUCUGAGUCUCAGUUUUUACACUGUAUGUGAUUAAUUUUUUAUUUUUUGUUUCUCUCGCUCUCUUUUUUUCAGCAGUCGUGAUAUAUAUAUAUAUUUUUGCUUAUUUUUUAACCUUGUAAACUUUUAUUGUUAUUUUCUUUCACAAAUUAUUACAAUUUGUAGUAGCUUAUAAAAAGUAUUCUUUUAAUGCUGUGUGUGUCUAUUUUUUUCAGAAAUGCUCAUGAUUCUGAAAUAACAAAUUUUUAGAGUAUUGUUUGAAAGUUAUAAUUAUUUUGAGAGUACAAGCUUUUAUGUUUUCUUUUAUAAUAAUGCAUUUAUAUCCAUGCACAACAGUAAACUAUUUUUAAUAUAUAUUCAGUUAUAAUUUUUUUAUUUAUUUUCCUUAUCAGUCUUAAAUGUUUUCAAAAUUGUUAUUGUUAAUCAUUUAAAAAUAUUUAUUCCUUCAUUAUUCCUCAUAUAUUGUCACUGAAAAUAUAUCCCCCUUUAAUUUUCCAUAGUAUUGUUUUUUAUCAUAAUAUUUAUACUAUUAUAUAGUGCUACAAUCUACUGUCUUAUGAUUACUAUUAAAUUCUACUAGUGGUAAUAAUUCUUGAAAUAAUAAAAAGUUAAGAAUUUUGGAAAAAUUGCAUUAAACCGUUAUGAUUUUGUCAUUCAAAUGUGUACUGUUUCCAAUUUAUAUUGGAAUUGAGGUAUACUUGCAAAACUCAGUAAUAAUUUCACUACUGUUAUUUUCUUUUUGUCUUUAGAUAUUGCUUAAUACAGUUAUUAUCCUAUACUUUAUAACUUUAUUUAAUAUGCUGUCAUAUUUAUAAAUUUACCUUUAAAACAUUAAGCAGAAAAUAGGGAGGAUAAUCUCAGUCAGAAUAAAAUCUAAACAUUCUUAGAAAUAUUACUUUGCCAAAUCUUGCAAAUUUGUUAGAUACUUAAUGUUACUUUUUUACACUAAAAAGAAUAAAAUCUUUUCUGAAAAAUACUAUAUAUCAAGGUAGUGUAGAAAUCACCUGCAUUUAUUUUUACUAAUGAUUUUUUUUUAAAUUUCACAAAUAUUAAACAGGAAAAAGUCAUUCAUCUUUACUUAAAAUGAAGAAGAAACAACAGUGCUGACAACAUUUAAUAUAUUUAUUAUCCAGGUAUCCACUUAUCAAGAUCUGGUAAUUAAUUUUUAAAGCAUUUGAAAUAUGCAUAUACUUUUGUUCUGAAAAAUUCGUUAAUUGACUCAAUUUUAUUGCAAUCCAGUAUUGCAUCAGUGGUUCAUUUAUUAUGUUUAUUUUAAUAAAUAGACUGCUAAAAAAAUUACAAAAUCUAAAUUUUUAUACAAUUUAGUUAUCAGUUAUAUUUCUUGACAUUUAAAAAUAAAAACUUCACCUCUUCAAUUGAAAUUCAUCGACUUGUGACUACUUUAAAUGAUGACCACCUAUUUUAAACCAUUUCAAUGGCAUCCUUGUAGAAGAUUCGCCCAUCAGUCAAUCAACAGCAUGUGUUUAAAGUUGCUAUUCAUUGGCUAAAAAUAAUGUAAUUCUGAACUUUUUAAUUCAGUAAGUUUUAAACAGUGAAAAUUAGAACUUUUUCUUUAAAUUGUCUUGGGUAUCAAGAAUAUUUUGUUAAAUAUGAUUGAUAAGAUUGUUGACUCAAACAACAUAAAACAUAAUCCAUUACACUAUAUAUUGCAAUAUUCCAAACAGAAAUAUAUGUCAAUCUUUUAGUUUAGAAAUUAGCUUUUUGGACACAAUUAGAAUGGCUGACAUUGGCUAUUGCUGGCUAUAAUUAUUAGUAUUAUAUUUUAUUAUUUUCCUGGUGCAAUGGGAUUUUCUUAUAAUUGAAUGAAAAUAACCUCUUUAGAAUUUAUAAUUUAAAAGUCACACCCAUGUGUUAUAAAUUGUGUAAUUUAUAACACAUGAGCUACCACUGACUUUAUCUAAUAAUUUACUUUGAUAUAUUUUAAUAGUCAUGAUUUUCUUCUGUUGAUAUUCUUGAACAUUUUCACCAUUAUGUAGUCUUUGUAUUCAUUCUGUAAUUAAUAUAUACACUAAAGGAAAAUAAUAUAUCCAAGAAUAAAUAUUAUACAUUUAUAUAUGAAAAGGCACUUGUUUAUUUUUAUAUCCCCUAGCCACACUUGACCAUUUUCAAAUUAUGUCAAGAUUGCCUUCUUCCUUAUACAUAAUGCAUCCACUUUGGCAAUAUAGCAUAGUUACUUUGUGAUAAAAUCCAGGGGCCAUAAAAAUAAACAAAUACCUAUAAAUUAUAAAGUUUACAUUUUGAUAUAAUUUACUUAUUUAUUCAGUAGUGAAUUUCCCUAAUUUUUCACUUUGAUUAUUAGUAUUUAAAUACUUUAUUAUAGUUUUUAUAAUUAUUAUAUAUUUGCUUGAAAGUAUUCAUUUCAGUACUCUGCACAGAAAUAAUAUGUGAUAAUGUAAAGAAAACUUUUUAAUAGAACAAAAUAAUA
Messenger RNA from Argiope bruennichi, 4575 nucleotides. Its product is annotated as solute carrier organic anion transporter family member 74D-like. Lineage: Eukaryota; Metazoa; Arthropoda; Arachnida; Araneae; Araneidae. Gene Ontology annotation, cellular component: membrane. Gene Ontology annotation, molecular function: protein binding. The coding region runs from base 263 to 2137 and encodes 624 amino acids. The transcript is spliced from 9 exons. The record is from RefSeq and is a predicted model, not a curated record. Gene Ontology annotation, biological process: transmembrane transport; sodium-independent organic anion transport.